AUGAAUGCUUCAAAAGGAACGAUUCUUAGCCAAGGUCUUUUGAAAUUUCAGAACAUGAUUGACGCACCCCACAUGCAAAAAAUCCAGAGAGCAAGUGGUGAAAAUCUCUCUGUGGUGUGUUAUGCAUCAAAGUGUGGUACUAGUGAGAAGCAACUGAAAUUAUUAGGUUCUUACUUCGGAAAACUCCGAGUUGAUGUAAGUCAGCCCUCUUCAAAUUCUUGUAACAAGAGGACCGAAUUAGCAGGCAAAAGUGCGAAUAAGGAGAGUUGGGCUGCUGGAGGUCGGCGGCAAGGAGUGGCAGCAGCAAGGUUUUUGGGUGAAGGAAAAAAAAAGGUGGCUGUUUGUGGGUUUUGGGAUUUUUCAAUUGGGUUUGAGAAUGAUUGA
Dovyalis caffra is the source of this 384-nucleotide messenger RNA. NCBI's taxonomy places the organism in Eukaryota, Viridiplantae, Streptophyta, Magnoliopsida, Malpighiales, Salicaceae. The record is from the annotation of a GenBank genome assembly.